This is a messenger RNA of Petromyzon marinus (sea lamprey), 3429 nucleotides long. RefSeq lists its product as uncharacterized. NCBI's taxonomy places the organism in Eukaryota, Metazoa, Chordata, Hyperoartia, Petromyzontiformes, Petromyzontidae. Gene Ontology annotation, biological process: double-strand break repair via homologous recombination; resolution of meiotic recombination intermediates. The record is from RefSeq and is a predicted model, not a curated record. Gene Ontology annotation, cellular component: cytoplasm; nucleoplasm. Gene Ontology annotation, molecular function: DNA endonuclease activity.
CUCUUUAUCGGAAUGGUACAGCUUACACCCCUUUCUCGUCGCACAUCUGGAAUGGUAUCGUCCAAUGCAGUCACGUGGUGCGGACGGCGGGAACUUGAAUAUUAGGGACGUGAAAAUUGGCGUCGGUGUGGUAAAUGAAGUUGGCCGAUGAAACCUAUUAAGAAGUGAUGAAAACUCGGCACAAUUAACUCUAACAUUGCGUUUGAAAAGGCGAGAAUGAACACUGUGUAAGAUAUAUAAUGAGUGAUUGAGCGAAUGAGGUAAGGCGUGUUCGGAGCGAGCGGACGGGGAGCAGGCGAGACCCGGGCUUCAACGGUGACCAGGCCCCGACGGACUGGGACACGACAGACAACUAUUCCCAGCUCGUGGGGAUGGAGGCCGGGGUGGAGAAGGAGGAGAUGACGGAGGAAAAGACACCGCCAGCUUUCCCCAUCAUCCCCGAGCAUUUACGAAGCUUUGUCACGAUCCGGAGAAAGCGGAAUGCAGUAGAGAAAAAGCAACAGAAUCAUCACGAUCAGCAUCAGCAGAAUCAGCAGCAACAGCAUCUCCAGGAUUAUAAUAAUCAACACCAGCAGGAUCAUGAUGUUGAUCAUUGUCAUCAUGAUGAUCAUCUUCAGCUGGCUUGUGGGUCUGAGUCUCUCUUCUCUCAGUUUGACUCCACGCCCCCUCUUCCCACUCGCACCCCCCGCUUACGCCACAGGAGUCGUGGUGAUGGUGGUGGCGAUGGUGGUGAUGGCCAUGAGGUGAUGGUGAUGAUGGAGAUGUUCCGUCUAAGGUUGAUGGCAUCAACAAAGAUGGGAGCGCGAGGUGGUGAUGAUGGUGGUGAUGAUGAUGAUGAAGAUGUUACUCAAACGCUUUUGCUAAACCAUGAUUGCCACUCUGAGGAUACAAUGAGAUUUGGAAAUGGUGGUGGUAAUCAUGGUGGUGUUGAUCCUGAUGGUGGUGGUCAUGAUAGUCGUUUUGGUGAAUAUGGUCGUAGUGAUGAUGGUUGUGGAUACAACAGUCCUGUUGGUUCUGUUCACAAUAGCUGUGGUGUAGAUGUGGAUGUCUGUGGUGAUGGAGGCGAUGAUGAUGGUGUUGGUAGAGAUGGUGGUGAUGGUGUUUGUGAAGAACAAACUUUGUGGGUGACCUGUGCACCAUCACCGCAUCACCAUUCCGAACCCCCAAACCCUUACCGGAGUAACAGUGAUGCUGAUGAUGGUGAUACUAAAUACAUUUGUGAUCAAGAUCAGUUUCCUGACCGUGAUGAUUAUGAUGUUGGAGAUUGUGUUAAUGUCCACUGCAUUGUUCGAGAUGAUGUUGAUGAUGAUGUGAUUGGAGAUGAUCCUCAAGAAAUCUGUGGACAAGGUGAAGAUGAUGACUAUGACAAUGCUGAUGAUGAUCAUGAUGAUUCCAAUGAUCAUGGUGAUGAUCAUGAUGCUGGACCUCCUAACUUCAGCACGAGAGAAGACACAGCCUCGUUGUCCAAGAGCACUUUAAACUGUUUAGAGGACUCGGACACAUCCCAUUGGACACUCGGACAAAACUCAAGUGUCUACCUCGACCCAGAACUCAAAGACCAGGACAUUCAGUGUACCUUGUCUUUGUUUAGCGAUGUAUCUGGCUUGUCUCAGAAGACGCUAGGUCCAUUGUUGGACUUGGACAGUGCUACACAGACACUAGGACAAGACUCGAGUGUCUAUUUAGACACGGAACUUCACGAUCAGGACAUUCAAUGUACCUUGUCUUGGUCUAGAGAUGUGUCUGACUCGUCUGAGAAGACAUACUAUUUAGACGACUCGGACAGUGCUACACGGACACUCGGACAAGACUCAAGUAUCUAUUUAGACACGGAACUCCACGAUCAGGACAUUCAAUGUACCUUGUCUUGGUUUAGUGAUGUGUCUGACUCGUCCGAAAAGACGCUAGAUCCAUUGUUGGACUUGGACAAUACUACACAGACAUUCGGACAAAACUCAAGUGUCUGCUUAGACACGGAACUCAAAGAUCAGGACGUUCAAGUAACCUUGUCUUGGACAGAGAGUGAAGUGUCAAGCCUGGGUUGUGGUGCUGAUGUUGGUGAUGGUCAGAGUGGUGGUGGUGAUGAUGUCGAUUAUUGCGGUGUUGGUCGUGGUGUUGAUGGUGUUGAUGAUAACAUGCACGGUGGUGGUAUUAGCGAUGGUGACAGCAAUGGUGAUGAUCAUGCUGUAUGUCAAGAUGUUGAUGAUGGUGAAUUUCAAAGUAGUGGCUUUGGCGAUGGUGUUAAUGAUUGUGAUCAUCAUGAUGAUGGUGUUGAUCAUUGUGAUAGUCGCCGUUUUAGUGGUGAUGGUGGUGGUGGGCGUGAAGUGGGUUGUUCUGUGCCACUGUGGGUGCUGUCCCUGCCCGAUAUGGAGUUGCGUGGGGCGCUCAACGCUCUGGGCGUCAGGGCAGCUCCAGUCGUAAGCAGCACCCGUGGACUCAUGCAGAGACUCCUGCUCAUGCGCGUGGUGGCAUCAGCGUCGGACUCCCAGAGCCUAGCCCCAGCCGCCACGCCACCCUCGCUCACAGUGUGCUACAGCCUGGAGCUGCGUCGGGCCCUGUUGACUGGCCUGAUUCCCGACUGCUCCGCGGAUGAGGAGCUCAUGAAGUCCCAAUUCGACUCCUGGACCCUAAUCUCGCGACCCAGGCCGAGGGGCAGAUGGAGGAGCAGGGGGAGGGCUCGGUGCAUCAAGAACUGCUUCAACUACCUCCUGCUUGACCCGCGCAGCAAACUUAUGGAUCCAGGUGAAGGUGGUGAGCAAGGUGGUGAGCAGUUCCGUAUCUUCGUGAGUUCUAUCUUCUACAUUGGAAAAGGUUCAGGAAAUCGCCCGUUUCAUCAUCUCCAGGAGGCAAUGGCUCACCUCCACUCGCCACACAUACAGCCGAGCCAGAAGGUUGCCCGCGUUUUGUCCGUCUGGGAAGCGGGACGCGGAGUCAUCUACAUCCCCUGUUUCCACUCCUCCACCUCUGCUGAGUCACUCACUCGGGAGUCAUGCAUCAUUGACGCAUUAGGCGUGGGCUCCUUGUGUAACGAGCGACGUGGCUCAGUGCCGGGCCUCGUGAGUGGAUGGCCCCUGAGCCGACGCCGCCAGCUCGGCGUUUUCCUACUCAGCAGAGCCAUGGCCAUCAUGGACCUCGAUGGACGGAGAGAGAUUCAUCCUCGCGACCUCACAGUAUAAAGAGACAUACACAGAAACACACACACACUGUCACAAAGACAAAUAUCUUCCCUCUAGCCUUUAGCAAACUUCAGGGGUUAAAUCCUGUUCAUGAGUAGCUAAUACAUACACACUCUCCAAGCCAAUGGUGAUAAUUUCACAUUCCAAUGACAGGGCCAAGUCUGUAUUAUAAGAACAACUGCUGAACAACACGUUAACAAUUAAUUUUUCUCACAGUGCAGACGAUUGCGUUUUAAUAAAAAUACUAACUGAA